AGUCUGUCCGCAGCGCGCGUAUCGGGCGCACGUCGCGCUAGCCGGUGAUGAAUCGAACGCGAACAUGACCGACGAAUUGGAAAAAUCAUCGACGGAAAACGUCACGGUGGUGACGGGAAACUUCCCGACCGUAUCGAGCCUGAAAUCUGAAGACUCCACGGAGCAGCUGAUAUGCAAGACGCCGCAGAAACUGCCGAAGAAGAAGAAAAGUUGUAAAAGUGUCAGUUCCAAGAGUGUCGAGGCCGGUAGUGAUGACGGUGGGCCGAGGCGUGUGGUGGUGUUCCUGGGGUUGUCGCAGGUGGUCUUGGGCGCGCUGCUAGUAGGCGCGGGCGCCUUGGCCGUAGUCAAGGGAGCUUCGCUGUCGCGGGUCGGCGCCGGGCUGUGGUCGGGCUGUGUUGCCGUCGUCGCUGGAGUGGUUGGAGUUUUGGCUGGGAUAAAUGACUGUUAUGGAUUGAAUAAUUCCUCUGGUGGCUUGUUGACGGCGUUCCUGGCGCUGUCGCUGCUAUGCCUGGCGUGUGGAAACAGCGCCGCCGUGCUGGCUGCCACCGGUCUGCAGCGCGACUCGCUGCGGCAACCUGAACCGCUCACCAGUUUUGAGGAUGAAAUGCAAGCAUGGACUCCAGUGCUGGCUAACAUCGCGCUGCUCAUAAUCGCCUCAGUUCACUGCCUGGUCUGCAUCGUCUCCAUCUACCAUCUCUCUAAGAGAAUUUGUCCCUGCUUCCGUCCGAAGCAGGCCUUCGACCACAACCAGUUCGACCCGGCCUUUAAGCCGGUUCAGCCUUGUGUCUUCCACGUGGACGAGAUCAAGAAGGCCCAAGAGGCGGAGAAGAUUAGAGGACAUGAACUCUGUAAGGAGUUGGAGGCGAAGUUGCAAGGGGAGACGCUGAAAAAGAAAAAGGAGGAACCUGAAUUCGGAAGUGCUAACAGUAAAGAAAAACUGGUGACAAAGUGGCUCGGCCGUCACCACACCGUGACGACUGCCGUCCGACCUCCCAGGAGCAAAGGCGUUAGGAAACCAAGGAAACCUCCACCAGGAACGAUGAUGCUCGUUCCAGCACAUCCAGCGAGCACGCUCGGACGGGUUCCCGUGAGCAUGAUGGUACCUCAGAGGUAUGCGACACUGCCGCUACCGCCGGCGCCCUACGCGCCUCCCCUUUACUAUCCCGUGCCAGAUGCGCGAGUACGGCGACGUCGCUCUCCCCGCGCGGUGCGCACCGAGCGCCGCACGCGUCGCGGCCGCCGAGAGGACGCGCAACUAACUCGGUCCCUGGAGCGCAUCCACCGCAAGCGACGCGCUGACAGAGAGCAUCCAUCCCUGGACGACUUGAAGAGAACUUACACAGGAUUGGAUAGAGCGUACGCGGAGCAGUUCAUCGCAGUGUGUGACGAGAGCCGGCACGCGGCGGAGCAGCACGACUCGCUUGCGAGCACAGCCACCGACUCCUCACACUCGCACCACUCGCACUAGCACAUACACACAGACACACAAACGUGACUCACACAAUCUUCUAUCUACGUAAUCGUGCUAUCAACUAGAGCUGCCAGAACGUUUGACAUGACCAGGAAUUUGGUACUAUUGCUUGAUAGCAACAAAAACAUAUU
This is a messenger RNA of Vanessa tameamea, 1602 nucleotides long. RefSeq lists its product as uncharacterized. The record is from RefSeq and is a predicted model, not a curated record. Bases 65 to 1468 code for a protein of 467 amino acids. Lineage: Eukaryota; Metazoa; Arthropoda; Insecta; Lepidoptera; Nymphalidae. The transcript is spliced from 7 exons.